AUGACAACGACAACAUCUCAGGCACCCGUAAACGGUUGUAUCACGGGACCACCUUCAUUCGAUCCUUAUGUAUUUAAAAUGUUAAGGCAUUGCCAUCUAUCGUCAAAAGCUUCGAGUCCUUAUUCGUCAUCAAUAGCAACAAAUGAGUUAAUUUUACAACACGCACUCGCUCAGUCUUAUUAUAAUCAUAAUCACAAUACUCAUGUAUCGUCGGGAAACGUAACAACAACUCACAAUUCAUCAAACUCAAAUACUUUACCUCCAAAUGUUGCUGUUACAAAAUCUUCCUUGGAUUAUAUUUCUCAUUAUCAAUCAUCAUUAGGUUCAAGAAAUAAUUCUUUAUCAACAAAAUUACCUUCGACAACAUCAAAUACAAACUCAAUAACUUCAACGAAUUCUAUGGCUAAAAUAGCAACAACAAAUGGUAAUUGGGAAGAUUAUUGUACGAAAAGCUUGAAAAAUGGCACAACAAAAGAGACGUGGGAUCAAUGGUUGCAGCCUCCACUUGGUGCUGUGAUCCAAGGACCAUCAUGUAUACCAGCAGAUAAAUCAGGAGAAAAAAGUGACACAACGCUAUGCGGUGAACGUAUUACAUGUUUUAUUGUUGGUGGUGAAAAACGUUUAUGUUUACCUGAAAUAUUAAAUACGGUAUUAAAAGAUUUUUCAUUACAAGAAAUUAAUUCAGCUUGUGAAAAACUUCAUAUUUAUUGUUCACGAUGUACAAAUGAUCAAUUAGAUAUUUUAAAAAUUACACAAGUUUUACCAUUAAAUGCACCAUCAUGCGGACUUAUAACACAAACAGAUGCUGAAAGAUUAUGUGCAAUAUUAUUACAACAACGAUUUAAAGGUCAUUUAUGGUCAAAUCAAUUUGAAAGAUUAUAUUCAAUUAAAGUUCAACAUAAAUGUUUUGGUAAAUGUUGUGGUUUACUAUAUCCAACAUUAUAUGUUAGUCCACAAGCUGAAUGCAUACAAUGUGACACAUGUCAAGCAAUAUUUUCACCUAAAACAUUUGUUUCACAUGGUCAUAAAUCCGAAGAAAAUCGUAUAUGUCAUUGGGGUUUUAAUUCGGAUAAUUGGCGAUCAUAUUUAAAAAUUCGUUCAACAGAAGAUAAUAAAGCUAGAGAAGAAUUAGAAUUAUUUAAAGAAAAAUUUAUUGCUGGGAAAAAACGACCAUUGUCCGAAUGUGUAACUUCGACAAAUCCAAGUGAAAAACGUCUUAAAUUAUUGCCAGAUUGGUCUGGAAAUACAGCGGCAGUUUCAAAUGCAUCUGUAUUAUUCGGUCAUAAUUUAAUUAAAAAAGGACAAGAUAACAGUAGUCAGAAUAAAUCAGAAGAAUAUCCUCCAUUUGGAUUACCCAGACCAACAUUAAUUAAUCCUUCAAAUGUGCAUAACGAUCUUAUUGUUAGAACAACGUUGAACAAUGAUGUGAAUAAAAUUCGAAAUGAAAAACAGAAAGAUAUUGAAUUAUCUUCUCCGGUAUCUACGCCAACUAAAGAAUAUUCUCUAAAAGUUGCUCGAUCCGUAUCACCUGAUCCCAUAUGUUCAUCAGCAACAUCAUCGAUAUCAACAACGACAUCCGUCUCAUUUAAUGAUUUUAGUGUGGAGGGUAUCAAACAAGUCGUUGAGACAACAGUUGCUACCCAACGUAGUCGUACACAAUUAAUUAAUUACAUAUCACAAUUACAACUGACAUUACAGGCUAAAUUAAAUACAGCAUUACAGUCACAAGUUGAAUUACAUGAGCGUCAAAAUUCAUUGCAACAUGAGAAUGAUAAUUUACGUAUAAAAUUACAAAAACUUGAUCAAGAAAAUUUUUCAUUAAAACAUCGUAUGGACCAAUUACUGACAUUAUCAUCGCCACCAAAAAGAGCUCAUCAUGAUCCGUCCAUUGAUUUAUACACAACAUCAGCAAAAAAGUUAUCUAAUCAUACAGUGAAACAUCGUCAUCAUAGUAGUAAGACAAAUUCUCCACACAUUAAAGACACAACAACAUCUUCAUCAGUAACAUCAACAGGAUCAAAAUGUUAUUCAUCCUCUCACAGCUCAAAUUCUAACUCUAGUUCACCUGUAACGACGGCAGGCAACUAUUCAUCGUUAUCAUCACGUUUGGGAUUACUACUGGGAACAACAAAUGGUCAUCACAGACAUGAACAUCAUCAAGAUGAUAGUGAUUCAACAAGUUCGAGUUCAAAUUCAUCUUUAUAUUCGCCUUCUGAGCAACAGCAACAACAAUCACAAUAUUAUAAAAAAUGUUUUUGUUGUACUGAUGCAUUACAAGUAGUUGAAACAAGCUCACCACCACCUGCGCCACUACUGCCGGUUCCAACACAAGAAGAACAUGAUCAACUCAAAGAAAAAGAAACGAAAAAACAACAGCAUAAAAAAUUAGAUGACAUUGUUGAUUCAUUGAAAGAACAACAAAAAAAGCAAAUGGAAGAAGAAGAUCAAGACAGCUGUGAAAAUGUUGAUGAUGACGAUUUAGAGGAAAAAAGUCAAGAACUAUUUAUUGGAGAGAGUCAGGAAGAUAUUGAAAAAGACAAAAAUGAAGAUGAGAUAGAAAUUAACGUUGAUGACGAUAUUGCUAUGCUGGAAAAAACAGAGCACGAUAACGCCAUCACAUCAGGAUACUAA
Messenger RNA from Didymodactylos carnosus, 2631 nucleotides. The record is from the annotation of a GenBank genome assembly. NCBI's taxonomy places the organism in Eukaryota, Metazoa, Rotifera, Eurotatoria, Philodinida, Philodinidae.